AUGGCCGAUGUAAGUGCAGAGUGUAUGGCUGAGUACGACGGCAUUGUCAGCAGGAUGUUUGAUAGCGAGGAAGAUGGUUUUGAGUUCUAUAACAAGUAUGCUCUUGAGAAAGGCUUUAGUGUGAGGAAAGGAUAUGUUGAGUGGGAUGAAGCGAACGAGAAGAUAAUUCUGAGGAAACUUGUCUGUAGUCGUGAAGGUUGCCGUGAAGAGAAACACAUGAAGAGGAAGAGAGAAGAUAGGAAGAGGAAGCCACGGAAUAUCACUCGUGUGGGGUCUAAAGCGAAAUUUGUCAUUGCAAGAGUCGUGAAAACAGGGCGGUGGUUUGUGAAAGAUUUCAUCGAUGAACACAACCAUCCUCUGGCCCCACGAGACCUUUCUUGCUUUCUGCGUUCCCACAGAAGAAUCAGCGACGAGAAGAAAGCGGACAUUAUAGAGAUGGAAAGUGUUGGAAUCAAGAAACACAAAAUCAUGGAUGUGUUGUGCAUGCAGUACGGUGGAUAUGACCAUGUUGGAUGCACGACGAGGGACAUCUAUAACUUCUGCCAUCGCUACAAGCAGGAAACAGUCGCUGCCGGUGAUGCUCAGACGGUGAUCCGUCACAUGAUGGCGCGGCAAGAGAGAGACCCAGAUUAUUUCUUCAAAUACUUGGUUUAUAAAGCUGGGCAUCUGAAGGGAUUGUUCUGGUCCGAUACUCAAUCCUGCCUUGACUACGAGGCUUUCAGUGAUGUUGUUUUUGAUAGCACAUAUAGGACCAAUAAGUACAAUCUUCCGUUUGUGCCGUUUGUCGGGUUGAAUCACCACCGCAGCACUGUUAUCUUUGGAUGCGGGAUCAUUUCUCAUGAAACUAAGGAGGCGUACGAGUGGAUGUUGCGGACAUUUUCUGAAGCCAUGUCGCAGAAGCAUCCGAUAUCUGUAAUCACCGACGGGGACCUUGCAAUGCAGAGAGCGAUCAGGGUGGUGUGGCCUGACUAA
This is a messenger RNA of Aegilops tauschii subsp. strangulata, 972 nucleotides long. Its product is annotated as protein FAR1-RELATED SEQUENCE 5-like. The record is from RefSeq and is a predicted model, not a curated record. NCBI's taxonomy places the organism in Eukaryota, Viridiplantae, Streptophyta, Magnoliopsida, Poales, Poaceae.